AUGGGUAUCGUCGACAGCAGGCGGGCGCCAGGUUUUCUGUACGUCGGCCUCAACCGGCGGGAUUCAGAGGUGUUUGACCUCUACAAGGUGGAUCUGAAGGCGAGGAGGCUCACCCUGGAGGUGGUCAACCCGGGAGACGUGACGUCAUUCCUGGUUGACUACGACUUCAACGUCCGGGGCGCCAUUGCCUACAACAACACAGACGGCACCAGCCACAUCCUGAUAAGGGACGGCCCCCUGAAGCACCAGCCGCCGCCGCCGCCGUCGGCCGCCCCCAAGCCCAGCGCCCCCACGCCCAAGGCCGCGCACAUGGCCGCGCCCAAGGCCGCGCCCGCCGACGCCGACGCGCUGUUCGCGGCGGCGGCCAAGGGCCGCUUCACGCGGUCCCAGAAGCUGCUGCACACCUGGGUCGAGCCCAUCGUGCACGACCCCGACCGUGAGCGCGAGAAGCGCGAGCGCCAGGCCGCCCUCGGCGCCCGCCAGCGCCGCCUGGCGCUGGCGCGCGCCAAGCAGGACGCUGACGCGCUCGGGCGGCGGCGCGCCGCCGACGCGGCGCUGCAGCCGGGGGAGAAGGGGUUCCGCAGGCACGCGUACAUUCCAUCAGCUGCGAAGCUGGAUUACGUGCAUAACCCCGGCAGCGCCGCCAACGGCGGCGGCGGCGGCGGCGCGCGGCGGCGGGGGGAGGAGGACGAGGAUAAUGACGGCGGUUUUGGGGCGAUGGCGGCGGUCGCGAACGAGCCGGGGCAGCGGCGGGGCGGGGGCGGCGGCGGCGGCGGCGGCGGCGGGGCGGAGCUGAGCCCGCUGGCGCGGCGGAUGCGGGACAUGCAGCGGAGCAAGAAGGGCGUCGCGGCGCGCGCGGCCAAGAUCAGCGUCGAGGGCAGGAACAUUACUCUCAUGUGA
Molecule: messenger RNA, 900 nt
Organism: Monoraphidium neglectum
Lineage: Eukaryota; Viridiplantae; Chlorophyta; Chlorophyceae; Sphaeropleales; Selenastraceae
Exons: 4
Coding region: 1-900 (299 amino acids)
Biological process (GO): poly(A)+ mRNA export from nucleus
Cellular component (GO): nucleus
Source: RefSeq, a predicted model, not a curated record